UCUCUUUUUGUAGGUUCAAAGCUGAAUGAAGAUUUGAAGAAAACUAUAUUGAAUCACCAGUUCUUUUCACAGGAUCAUCUGGACAGUGUACUGCCACUAAUGGAGCCUUCCAAAUUUGACUAUUCUGAGAACUUUGGAAGAAUUAAUGGAAUAUUAAUGUAUAAACUUUUUCUCAAGUACUGGAAUAAUGUGGAGAAAUUUGAGGCAAGACCUGAUGACCUUGUCGUUGUUACCUACCCUAAAUCUGGCACAACCUGGGUUAGUGAAAUUUUAGACCUGAUCUACAAAGAAGGUGAUGUGGAAAAAUGCAGAAAAGAUGCCAUAUUUAAUCGGGUGCCUUUCCUGGAAUGCAACAAUGAGAUAAAUAUGAAUGGAGUAAAACAAUUAGAAGAUAUGAACUCCCCCAGAAUUGUAAAGACUCAUUUACCAGCUGAUCUUCUUCCUGCUUCAUUUUGGGACAAUAACUGUAAGAUAAUCUACCUUAUGCGGAAUGCCAAGGAUGUGGCUGUUUCUUAUUAUUACUUCUUUAAAAUUGUAACGAUUCAUCCAGAUCCUGGAUCAUUUCCAGAGUUUGUGGAGAAAUUCAUGGAAGGAGAAGUUCCUUAUGGUUCCUGGUAUAAUCAUACACAGACUUGGUGGGAGAAGAGAAAGAAUCCACGAGUGUUAAUUCUUUUCUAUGAAGACUUAAAAAUGGAUAUCAGAAAAGAGGUGAUUAAAAUCGCACAAUUUCUGGGAAAGAAGCUAUCAGAGGACCUUUUGGAUACAAUUAUAAAACAUACUUCAUUCCAGGAGAUGAAAAACAAUCCAUCCACCAAUUAUACAUUGGUUCCAAGUGAAAUAAUGAACCAAGAAAUAGUGCCCUUCCUAAGAAAAGGGGAUAUAGGAGACUGGAAGAAUCACUUUACAGUAGCUCUGAAUGAAAAAUUUGAUGUUCACUAUGAGCAACAAAUGAAGGGAUCGACAUUAAAAUUACGAACUGAGAUCUAAGAAGGAUUUUUGUAACAUUCCUGAGAUUAAAGCUAUCUUCUCUCA
This is a messenger RNA of Erinaceus europaeus (western European hedgehog), 1032 nucleotides long. RefSeq names its product sulfotransferase 1E1. The transcript is spliced from 8 exons. Gene Ontology annotation, cellular component: cytoplasm. NCBI's taxonomy places the organism in Eukaryota, Metazoa, Chordata, Mammalia, Eulipotyphla, Erinaceidae. Gene Ontology annotation, biological process: sulfation. The record is from RefSeq and is a predicted model, not a curated record. Bases 100 to 987 code for a protein of 295 amino acids. Gene Ontology annotation, molecular function: sulfotransferase activity.